CUCAACCCUAACCCUCUCUUUCUCUCUCUAAACCCAUCCUCACUUGACUCGCCUAUCCCUAUCUCUUACCCCAAUCUCCUUACUUUCUCUCUCUAAAGUCCUCUCCAAUCUCUCUCUGCACUUCGGAAAUGAAUCGGAGAAUCAGAACCCUACACAGAUCAUCCUCCAAGCGAGAUGAGGCUUUCCAUCGGUACCUGAAGCCAGGCGCACUCGCUCAACUCAGGGAUUCGCGGAUCAGCGCCAGAUCGCACCGAGUCGACUCGCACUCGCAGAUCCAUCUUCACCGUACAUCUUCGCCGCCCUCUUCUCCUUUGCCUACUCAGAUCGACGCCUUUCCUUGCUUCACCGGGAGGAACUACGGCCCCCGGUGCUUGCAGCGGAAGAAGCUUGUUGCGGCGAAGUCCGUGUUUCUGAAGAGUUCGAGUCCAGCGAGUCCGAUGUCGGACUCGCCCGAUUCGGUCGUUGUAGAUUUGUUCGGCCCUGAGAUUCUUGUGGCUUAUUGAGUGAAGUGGUUUUGACAUUUUUUUUCCCUUUUUACUAUUGUAGAUUUACUACUAUCUGUAGUGGAACAACAGUUUUCGGUUUCAGUUGGGGAAUUAGGUGGAAAAUAUGAAAGAUGGAGAUGAGAUUAAUAAUGAAAUCAUUAAUUGUUCCUUUGUAGA
Messenger RNA from Vitis riparia (riverbank grape), 662 nucleotides. RefSeq lists its product as uncharacterized. Bases 129 to 503 code for a protein of 124 amino acids. The record is from RefSeq and is a predicted model, not a curated record. The transcript has a single exon. Lineage: Eukaryota; Viridiplantae; Streptophyta; Magnoliopsida; Vitales; Vitaceae.